Molecule: messenger RNA, 1092 nt
Organism: Salvia hispanica
Lineage: Eukaryota; Viridiplantae; Streptophyta; Magnoliopsida; Lamiales; Lamiaceae
Product: Acyl-CoA N-acyltransferases (NAT) superfamily protein
Cellular component (GO): chloroplast
Molecular function (GO): acyltransferase activity, transferring groups other than amino-acyl groups
Source: RefSeq, a predicted model, not a curated record
UUGAUCCGAAUCAAAUUGAUAGCAGAAUUGGUUGAGUGGUGGAGACGAGAGAUGUUGAUCUACCACACUCCUACCCCUCCACACGGUGCCGCCGCCUCCCUCCGUCGCCCGUCCCUCGCUCUUCACUGCCACCUCUCCAACCACCAAACAGCACCUCAAUUUGCAACUCCCCUCACCCUCAUCGAUAAAUCGUCGCUCUCUGUUUCAGCAGCGUGCUCGGAAGCCGAGCUCUUAGCCGCUGCUCGCCUCCGCGUCCGCACCUUCUACGACUUCAACGAACAAACUUUCCGCAUCGAAGAUCAUAAAAGGUACUUGGUUGAAAGUGAGUAUGAAGCACUAUGUGAACGUGUAUCCGGAAAGAGAAAGGGAUUUAGGAAAGUUUCUUGCAUUAAUGCUACAUUGCCCAUCUCAUGGAUGAUCAAUGUCUCCAAAGACUUGUGUGCUGCUUCUAAAUUUUCACAAAAUGGAGAAGACAGAGUUGUUGUUGGGACACUGGAUCUAAAUCAGUGUGUCGGCCUUCCUAAUGAAAUAGUAGGAAUGAAGCCUCAGGGGAUUGGAUCUGAUUUUGCGAGGGCGUAUAUUAGCAACGUAUGCGUGGCUGAAGAGUUGCAUCGGAAUGGGUUGGGCUAUGAAUUGAUUGCAGAGUCUAAGAGGGUUGCGGAAGACUGGGGAAUAAGUGACUUAUACGUUCAUGUGGCUGUGAAUAAUGAGGCAGCUAAAAAUCUCUACUUGAAAAGUGGCUUCACUGUAGAGAGCGAUGAACCAGCAUGGCAAGCUAGGUUCUUGGAUCGCCCCCGAAGGCUUCUUUUGUGGACAGACGGAGGCUUUGCAUCGCUCUCUGGUAUCUUUAUUGAGCUGUCGUGAAGAACGAGUGAUCGGUCCUGUGUCUGAGGCUGCAGAGUUUGAACUGCAAAGUCGCACCAAGCGUGGGAGAGGAAAUCCAUCGUCUCCGGAUGAGCUAGAGAGAGUGUUGGAUUGCAGUCUGAAUCCAUUUUUGCUAAGGCCAUGGAGUUUAGAAGAGGAUACCAAAUUGUAAGAUUGGUUUUUCUUUACACUUGUGGCUUAAUAUACAUCAAAUGGUCCAUAAGCAUC